CUUUUAAAAGGUUCUAAUGGAAGCAUUGAAGACCAAGCCAAUCACCUUCCUCUGAAAUUGCAGGCUGGAAUGACGUUAGCGUACGUCGUCAUCUUUAUCAUAUCUCUUGUGGGCAACCUGAUGAUGGUUUAUGUCAUUUUCAAGAAGCCGCACCUGAGAAAGAGAACUAACCUUCUGUUGGCGAACAUGGCGAUAGCAGAUCUCGUGAUCACCUUUUUUGCUAUGCCAUACUCCGUAGUGUUCCUGUAUUUGAGGAACGUUUGGAUUUCUGGAAUAUUCGGAGAUGUAACUUGUAAAAUCAUACAGUAUGCCCUUGCCCUCUCCAUCUCGGCAUCCAUACUUACACACACUCUUGUCUCCCUAGAUCGCUUCUUUAGCAUAUUGUUUCCUUUCAAGCGUGUAAGCUUUAUUAAAAAUCCAAGACUUAGUUAUUCAUUCAUUUGGUGUGCCUCCUGUUUACUAAUGAGUCCGUACUUCGUUGUGUACGGAGUAAAAAACAUUGGUCCCGACGGUCCGAGCUACUGUGUUGUAAAAGAAGAGUAUUUCAAAUUCCUUCAGGUGUUCUUUGCUCUCGUCUUCCUACUUCUUUAUGUCGUUCCUCUGGUGUUCAUUGGGACAUUGUACGCGUUUAUUUGUCGAAAGCUGUGGAGAAACAAUGCUCCAGGUAGUCGUUCGCGCAUGGCAAUGCUAAAACGAGAAGCUCAAAAUAAGAAAACUGUGAAAAUGCUCAUCAUUCUUGUAAUGUCAUUUGCCUUUUGUUGGCUUCCCGCUCAUAUCAUGCAUUUGUUAAUACUCUUUUGGAGUGACAUUGCUGUGCCUGUUGUUGCAACACUCUUGUCUUUUUGGGCGUGUCAUUCGCACAGCGCAAUAAACCCCAUACUGGUCACGUCACUCAAUGGAUUGUAUCGAAAAGCGUGUUGUGAAAUUAUCUGGAAUCUCCGAAAGACUCGACGAAUGAACAAUAAUGCCCCGGGAAGAAAACUGUUAAUCAACGACAGAUUCAAUAAUAGUAUGAAACUGAGAGAGAGCCCUGUGUAA
Molecule: messenger RNA, 1038 nt
Organism: Porites lobata
Lineage: Eukaryota; Metazoa; Cnidaria; Anthozoa; Scleractinia; Poritidae
Source: the annotation of a GenBank genome assembly